UUUUGCUUCAAGGUUAGCGCCUGCUUCCCUAAUGGCUAGCUGGGAAGCACCGUAAGCUCGGCUUGUUUACUUGGCAGUUAGCAUAGUAUAGUAGCGAGAGAAUUGUUCAAAUAUAUACAUGUAUAUACGACCGAGAAGCUUCAGCUCGGUUUGCUCUAUUCACCGCCACCAGGAAUGCGACGCAAGAGGAAUUGACUAAUACCGAGUUGACGUGUUGUGGUCGGCUACUUUGUACCAUAACAAUGUUGACAGAAGAUCUAUGCGCUCCCAUCAACAAGCCGUCAUUUGAAGAUGGACCAAGGUGAAGUGAAGAUAACAUUCAGAAGAGAUGACCAAUCAGGUAAAUUGGUCUACACCGAAUUCCCAGAGGGGGGAGAGCCCUUGAAAGUGGCCCCUCGCAGUGCCAUCGGUUCUACCGCCUCUGUUGAUCACCCGUCCGGCCUGUCAAUGCAGCCUGGGCAGUCUAACGGCCUCACCAGCAGCCCUGCUCCGGUAGAAGUCACCUCCUUUUCCAUCACUGCCACCGUAAGCCCCUUGCAAGAAGGUCCACAGCAACGAGGCACAACCAAAGACCAGAGGCCCUUUUCAUCCAGUCGCCAAAACCUUGGGGUGAACUUGCCGCAGCCGGGGGGGAGAAUAGCACACUUCACGCCAUCUUCCAUGGAUUCUCUCAUUGGGGGAUCGGAUCCUAACUUUUUCUCCAUGAAGACUGAGGAUUUCUCUUUGGAUAAAGUGAGUCAUGAUCCAAUUGAUUUGGAUCAUGCCUUUGAACACAUCGGGAAAGACAUGGACAUGAGCCAGAAAUUGUUCGGCGACAACACUCUGGAUCUUCUCACUGACUUUGAGCUCACAGGCUCACCUUCAGAUUUUUAUGUUGGAGAUGACGCUUUCUUAUCCACUCUGGCGGACGAUGCUAUACUCGUGGACGUCAGCUCAGAGAGGGAAGUCAAGCCACUUAUCACCGAGAUCGCUAACGGCAGUGGCUCACUUGCUCUCAAUGGUAACAACAGUGUGACCAGUCCUGAGCAGUCCGGCUCAUGCAUAUCCAGUACCGCCACCCUGACCCCUACCCCCACUCUGGUGAAGAAAGAAAAAGACGGUGACUUCAUUCAGCUCUGCACCCAAGGUGUGAUCAAAAAAGAGAAGUUGUCUGGCGGCCAGACUUACUGCCAAAUAAGCAGCACCACAUCCACAGACCUGCCCACCCCUCGCCCCAUCUCCAUCUGUGGGGUGAGCACCUCGGGAGGUCAGAGCUUCCACUUUGGACUCGGCACACCGCAGCAGAAGGAUCAGAAGUCGGUGACUUGUCAGUAUCUUCCUGUCAGCGCAGCCUGGAGCAGAGCCCAGACUCCUGGCCAAGUGUCAAGCUUGCAUCAGGCCUCUGAUGCUUUCUCAAGCACUCCCGGCUACCAGACCAGCUUUUCCAGCUCAACUUCCCGACAGGAAGGGGUCACGGCACCGUCGUCGACCCAGGGGAAGAGUGGGACUCACAAAAUCUGCUUAGUGUGCUCCGACGAGGCUUCCGGUUGCCACUAUGGUGUGCUCACUUGUGGCAGUUGCAAGGUGUUCUUCAAAAGAGCAGUGGAAGGGCAACAUAAUUACUUAUGUGCUGGGAGGAACGAUUGCAUCAUAGACAAGAUCAGGAGGAAGAACUGUCCAGCUUGCCGCUUCCGCAAAUGUCUGAUGGCAGGCAUGAAUCUAGAAGCACGUAAAACCAAGAAGUUCAGUCGCCCAAAAGGCGGCCACGCGAGGAACCCGCCCGAGGUGCAACCCCCACCGCCAGCCGAGGCCCGUGCGCUUAUGCCCAAGUGUAUGCCUCAGCUGGCCCCCACCAUGCUGUCUCUUUUGAAGGCUAUCGAGCCCGACAUCCUCUACGCAGGCUACGAUAGCACCUUGCCCGACACUCUUGCCCGCUUCCUGACCUCCCUGAACAGGCUGGGUGGACGACAGCUCAUCUCUGCCGUCAAGUGGGCCAAGGCUCUGCCAGGUUUCAGGAACCUUCACCUGGACGACCAGAUGACUCUGCUCCAGUGCUCGUGGCUCUUCCUCACUUCUUUCAGCCUGGGAUGGAGAUCUUACCAGCAAUGUAACGGCGACAUCCUCUUUUUCGCCCCGGACCUCAUCAUGAAUGAGGAGCGAAUGAAGCUGCCAUACAUGGCCGACCAGUGUGCACAGAUGAUGAGGAUUAGCAGCGAGUUUGUCCGGCUGCAGGUUUCCCUUGACGAAUAUCUGUGUAUGAAGGUCCUGCUGCUGCUCAGCAUAGUGCCAAAAGACGGCCUGAAGAGUCAGGCGGCUUUCGACGAGAUCCGGAUGUCUUACAUCAAGGAGCUGGGGAAAGCGAUAGUGAAGCGAGAGGAGAAUUCCAGCCAGAACUGGCAGCGUUUCUACCAACUCACAAAGCUGCUGGACUCCAUGCACGAGAUGGUCGGCGGGCUUCUCAACUUCUGCUUCUACACUUUUGUGAACAAAUCACUGAGUGUGGAGUUCCCCGAGAUGCUGGCGGAGAUCAUCAGCUACCAGCUGCCCAAAGUCAAAGCGGGGGGUGUCAAAGCGCUCCUCUUUCACCAGAAAUAACUAACUAUCCCCCCACCCCCCACACAAACGGACACGAUGCCUUAAAUUCCCUCGCCACUCGCCCACCUCACCACCACCUAUUACAGCCCGCGGAGUGACGUGGAAAGGACUUGAGGAGCGUGGGUUUGGAGAUAAAGAAGAGGUUCUUAAGAUAAGAAGUAGGAACUGCUCUGCGGAUGGAGAGAAAUAGCAUCAUCUUGUCUCAGGUGACUUCCUUCACAUAUACAUCUAUACAUUUAGAACUUGGAACUACACAGAUUCUAAUAGUAUUUUCUACAUGUUUCGCAGUUGAUCGUUUUCCAGGUUGUAGUCGCCUGGAAGUUAAAGUCAACUCCAUGAAUAAUCUUCUCCGUUCUUGAGUUAGCAUAGGAGCCGACGGCGUCCAUUUUACUUUACACUCCUUUUGUGCUUUCAUCCUUUUGAGAUAUGAAACAAUUGCUAGGAUUGUUGGUCAUUCAAAGGAUGAUUGAUUCGCAAAAAAAAAAAACCCUCUUCCAGGUUUACCAAUAUAGAAGCGGGGGGGGGGGGGGGGGGAAAUGUGCCUUUUUUAUUUUUAUUUUUUUUGCGUCAAAUAUCUCAGUUAUUGCUUCCUACCUGCCGGGGGCGUGCCUCUCCUCAGCCCGUUGCCACCAUUUUACCCUGAUUGUACUUUCAUGACACAUGCAGUUGCAACGCUUCCUUUUUUUAAAUAGCUGUGUUGUUCUCACCUCUUGAUGUGUGUGUGCGUGUGUGUGUAUGCCUGUGAGCCCCCCCGCACCCCCCCCAAAACCGCACACUGAAGUGCGAUCGAAGCACUUUGUGCCCUUCUAAAGGCUUUUAACUGUGAAGAAGCACCGAGACUUAAAGUCACGGCCUUCAUGCAAGAUUUUAGUCGACCUGAUCUCGAUUGAUACCCCCUUUUGCCCCGCCCCCUCGUCCCAUUUUUGACGAAUCGAUUCAUGGAAUGUGAUUUGCGUCGACCAAUCAGAAAAGAGAUCCUAUUUUCGUGUAUUUGUAACAAAUUUGUGCACCUAAAUGAAGUGUAGUGUUUAGUCACGUCCGUGGCGACAUGGGACGGAUCCCUGCGGAGUCCCCAAUUUCAUCCAGCAAGUGUUUUACUCGUGUGCAGUUAUCACAGACGGAUACCGUAUUUCCUCAUAAAGUGACCAAGGAUAUUGACUCACUCAACUGCAGAAAGAGCUGGGCAUCUGUUAGGGGUUAUAGUUAAUAGUUUCCCCCAAUUAUUAAUAUUUGUAACUAGGGCUGCAACUAGUGAUUAUUUGUCAGUUAAUCAGAUUUUUUUAAUCUUUUUGACCUCUUUGUUGAGAAAUAGAAGAUUGAAGAUGAAUAGAAGAUGAAUAGAAGAUGCACCAACACCAGGUUGCCACUUGAUUAAUCUGUUAAAAUGUUAUUGUUAACAAUAUUUAUGUUGACAGUAAUUGUACACAAAAAUACAAAAAUGGCCACCAGUGUUUUCUAAAGUCAAAGUUGAUAUGUGUGAAUGUCUAGUUUAAAAAAAAAAUCAGAGUAUAUUUACAUAUUCAAUAAAAAAUGAACAAUUAAUCAAUUACCAAAAUUGAUCUUGAUUAAUUGAUAUACUCUGAGUGUGUACACAAUAUAUAUAUACUGUAUACACAUACUAUAUAUGUAUGUACAUUUAUGUGUUGGAAACACAACCCCCUCCUUCACCAGAAUCGUUGUCGAUUAAUUGGGGAAUCGAUUAACCAUCGAUUAAUAGUUGCAGCUCUGUUUGUAACAAUAAAUAUAAUGAAUGUGACAAUAUAAUUUGAUGAAUAUGAUAUACUACGCACCGGGCCUGGGAUGAUAAGAGGCUAACUAAUUAAUUAAUUAAUUAAUCACACAUGAAACAAACUUGAUCAUCAUACAGUAUAUGGCCGUGUGCCUCUGUAUCUUGUUUUUCCACGUCUCUUGCCUCCAAGCAGACAGGAAGAGAGUUCAUUCCGGGCAUCGGUCGCAACAACUUGGCGUCUUUGUUCCAUAAAACAACGGCAUGAAUGGAGUCAGACCUUUUGGCAAGUCUCUUCGUCCGUGUUCGAAACCGCAUACUUAGCUACUACUCUUAUUAAUAUUAAUUAUUAUUAUUAAUUAUUAAUACUAACUCUUUGAGUAAUGCUAGAAGUUCCCGGAUGUGUACUGCAUUGGCCAGAAAUGUUGAGUAUGUAUCGUCAGCUUACGACUCACACCCAAAUUACCCAGGAUGCAACGCAAUGUGACGUCACCGGGACGAGAUCAGCCCAAACGGUGGUUUCAAGCAGGAUAUAUUGCGAGUUGGUUCGCUUCUUGUUUUCAAAGUAAAAGCAGUGAUUUAUCACUAUGUUUAUUUUUUGUACGAGAAAAGUAAGAAAAUAACCGGAAGUGCAUUGCUAACUUUGGCUAGCUUAAAUUUUGCAGAACGAAAUUCUAAACGUUUGGUAUUUGGACAAAUAAAUGGCACACUCGGGAUCUAAUUCGCCUGAUUUUUUUAAAAAAUCUCAAAGUGAUGUAUUUAAAGAGUUUAGAGCGAAAGUCGUUUGUGGCUCGGGUAUGAGCGCAAUGCAUUGUGGGUUAUCAUUUAGUACGCUGUAGUGUAAGCAUACUGUCUGAUGGGUUGGGUAUGCAGUAUGUAGUGUGGAUAGUAUGGGCUUGUAAGUAUGUAGUAGUUAGUAUGUGGUUUCAAACACAGCCACUGUGUCAGUGAGUGGAGGCGGGGCUGCUAGCGUACACACAGAGUGCAGGAGGGUGUCACAUACAUACAACAUUCUUAUGCUUACCAAGCAAUACUGACACCGAGUGGCAUUUUAUAACAAUUGUUUUUAUAUUGACUUAAUUGUAUUGCUCGUAUUGUACUGAGCAGCCAGAACCUUUCCACCCCAAGAUCGGUUACUGAUUCUGUCAUCAUGACAUUGUGGUGGUGGCGUGACAAAGGUUUCAAAAAGCCGAAACCCAAAUUAGUGUAGUUCAACUCUUGCCAUGUCUGCUCUCUACUGACAUCUACUGGUGGCACACGGAGGCGUUUUAUUCGUUCAAUUGGACCAUUCAGCCAGCAGUUCAUUGGCUGAUGCUGUCUAUUAGGGUGUUACUAUUAGGAAAUAGGGUCGUAUGCAUUCAGUUUGUAUUUGCAUACCCUGCCCCCCCUCUCUUUCAGGCACCUUGUCCGAAAUUUUGUAGCACGAUGUCAUGAGCGUCGCCAAGCAAAAUCCUGUCAUCCUGUUUGCGUGGAAAGCACAAAAUACUCAGUUUUUGGUUUUUUUUAAACAAACAAAUGUAAAGAAAUGAUUGAAAUCAUCAGACAAAUGUGUGGUAGAUUAUCCAUUCAUUAAAACUCACCAGUAGAGCCAUGUGAUUUCUCUCAGCCAAUCAGUGAAGAAAGAUCAUUGGAAUCAUGAUAGUGUUGCAAUACCAACAAAAGACAUAUGACCACACCUCGUUUUUUAGGGUGAUUUUUUUAAAUAUAUAUAUAUAUAUAUAUAUAUAUAUAUAAGGAGUUAUGAUGCUAAUUCUUUACCAAUGAAGCGGCCAUCUUAUAUGUAUUAUAAGUAUAUUACUUGUAUUAUGUAUAUAAUAUAUAUUAUAUAUAUAUAUCAUAUAUAUAGAUAUAUUUAUAUAUAUGUAUUAGAUAUAUAUUAUUUUAUUAUUAUAUAAAUUAUUAUUAUUGUUAUAUAAUAUUAUAACAGUUGUUAGAUGGUCGCUUAAUUGGUAAAGAAUUUGCAUCAUAAUUCCUUUGUUUGCUAACAAGUAUUUAGGCCAAAAAAAUGAAAUCUUGGAAAAUUUUGAGAAUUUACAAAAUUAUGAAAAAGGUCGUCUGUGGUAUGAUGAGAAUCAGAGGUGAAACGCUUACUUCAUUCACUUAGUAAUUCCCAUUUCAUCCCGGCUCAGGUUCACGUCUGAAUUAUUCCUUUUUUUCCCCCCAUCAUCCUAUCAGGAAACUGCUCUUUUUGUUGCCGUCUUUGUUCGGAAAAGGGUUACUUUCGCAUUCAGUCUGCUCAAAUCUCUGCUGCUGCUCUUAUCAAACAGAUAGAAAUAUAUAUAUAUAUGGGUAUAAAUAUACAAUAUAUACAGAUACUUGUACACAUUAUUUUCCUGUUCCAACAGAAUAUGCAAUAUAGACGCCGCCACAAAGGAUCACCACCAUGUCAGAUAUAAGCUAUAUUCAUACACUUUCAGGAACACACACAAGCCUAUUUGAUGUUUGACUACAUGGUGACCAAAGCACUUAACACACAGACUCACUCAAGUAGCUCCUUUUUGCUUUUUCUUUGUUUUUGUUUUUUUUUCUUGUAAAAAAAAAAAAAAGAUUUUGAAAAGUCGGUGAACUUAUGUUAAUACUGUGAAUAGAAGUCAAGUCUUUUUCACACCAAACUGUUUGUGAAAGUAAUCAGUCAGCUUGAUUGGGAAAGAUUUGCACUAGCCAACUAUUGUUUGGAAAUCUAUUUUGUAUAAAAAGAAAAAAAAAUGCUCAAAAAUAAAACAACUUAUGUUAUGACAUUUAGACCGGUCAAGGAGAGAUGUGGAGUUUUCAUUUUGUUUUUCUGUACAUAUAUAUCCGAUGCCGUGUACUUUAUUCCCUCCCCCCCUUAGAUUCUUUAUUUACUUUGCUCUUCUUCUAUAGCGCAACUUGUACUGUGUCCUUUCUUUGUGGUACCUGUCUUCCAUCUCAAUCACGCUGUAGUUUGUUGCCAUGACACCUGAUUUACUUGGACACGACAAAAAAAAAACAACGUCAUCCAUUCAAUGUAAGCCACUCUUCAAUCAAGCACUUGGUUAGCAAAUAAAAGCGCUUUUUCCA
Messenger RNA from Doryrhamphus excisus (bluestripe pipefish), 7339 nucleotides. It is a transcript of the gene nr3c1, whose product is annotated as nuclear receptor subfamily 3, group C, member 1 (glucocorticoid receptor). The record is from RefSeq and is a predicted model, not a curated record. Gene Ontology annotation, biological process: nuclear receptor-mediated glucocorticoid signaling pathway; regulation of DNA-templated transcription. Gene Ontology annotation, molecular function: sequence-specific DNA binding; nuclear glucocorticoid receptor activity; zinc ion binding. NCBI's taxonomy places the organism in Eukaryota, Metazoa, Chordata, Actinopteri, Syngnathiformes, Syngnathidae. Gene Ontology annotation, cellular component: nucleus.